Molecule: messenger RNA, 1224 nt
Organism: Motacilla alba alba
Lineage: Eukaryota; Metazoa; Chordata; Aves; Passeriformes; Motacillidae
Gene: BOLL
Product: boule homolog, RNA binding protein
Exons: 11
Coding region: 1-918 (305 amino acids)
Molecular function (GO): RNA binding
Source: RefSeq, a predicted model, not a curated record
AUGGAUCCCGAGGGCGCGCAGGCCACUGAUCAGAUGCAAACAGAAUCUUUACCUUCAUGUCCCAGCACUGUGUCACCGGUGAGGUUAAAUAAUCUGAUCGGUUCUCCAAGGUUUGGAACAGUUACUCCAAAUCGUGUCUUUGUUGGAGGAAUUGAUUUUAAGACUAAUGAAAAUGACCUGAAGAAGUUUUUUGCUCAGUAUGGCAGCGUGACAGAAGUGAAAAUAAUAAAUGACAGAGCUGGAGUAUCAAAGGGGUAUGGCUUUGUUACAUUUGAAACCCAAGAAGAGGCACAGAAGAUUUUACAAGAUGCUAAAAAGCUCAACUAUAAGGAUAAGAAAUUGAAUAUUGGACCAGCAAUAAGAAAACAAGUGCGGACUGGUACAAUGUAUGCAACUACUGCUGUAUCACCAGAAGCUGGUACAAUGUACUUGACCACUUCGAGUGGAUAUCCAUAUGUUUACCAUAAUGGAGUGGCUUAUUUUCAUACAUCUGAAGUCUCUCCUGUUCAGCAGCCAUGGCCAUCUCGCUCUGUUUCCAGUUCACCUGUGAUGGUUGCUCCACCUGUUUAUCAGUCUCCUACAUACCAUUAUCAGGCACCAACACAGUGUCUUUCAAGUCAGUGGCAGUGGUCUGUUCCACAGUCUCCUACCUCUUCACCUCCACUCCUGUAUCUGCAACCAUCUGAAGUCUUUUAUCAGCCAAUAGGAAUUAACCAGGAAGGGGGAUGUAUAUCUCCACCUCUCCUAAUGGAAGCUGCAGUUCCUGAGCUGUAUUCUGAUCAUGGAGUUCAAACGCUACAUCACCAGCCCUACGUCCAGAGUCACAUAGCCAUGCCUGCAGCUGAAUUGAGGUCGCAUUCUGUGAGAAGAAAUGUUCUGCAUCAUUCGUCUGGGAGCCUGAAACCUCAGUAUGCAUGAAGUCAUCAGUUUCAUCCUAGAAAAGAUUACAGAAUGGAAGAUAAACCUUUACACUACCUUCUACAGACGUAAAACACUGGGGUUUUUAGCUAUGUAUUUUGCUAAAAUAUUUAUCACAGAGAGGGUAUGUUCUUCCUAACCUCUGCCAUUUUCUUGCAGGUUCCCCAGUUAAAAUACCACUACUUUUUGUCAAGUAAUAGCUUGAAAUUUUGUAGUUUGGUCAGGUAAAACCACAUGAAAUAAUAAUUUUAUCCCUGCACUUCCUUUCUUAAUAGAAACCCUGUAACGGGACAAGAGGAUGAUUUC